AUGAGCGUCACUCAAUACGUCCCAGAGCGCGCGGAGCCGACGCUUGCGCGCGGUUGGCUGGCCGAGAGGGGGGGGCGUGUCGUCGGCGAGUGCCGCCCCCCUCCGCCAGGGGUCUUUGUGAUCGAGCCGCCAAACCACAUCAGGCGCUCGCCGGUGGCGCCACGCGUGCCCGACCAACUCCACCCUAACCUCAAAGCGGUCGCGCGGACACGGGAUCCAGGGACGGUGCGCUAUCGGGUGACGCGGGCCGAGCAACCUCACGUGCCGGGCGGUGUGAGCGAGUCACGCCUGGCGCCGCCAGCCGUCAAGAUAGCCACAGAGUCGAAGUUGCAGCUGUGCGGCGGCUGGGGCGGGCAGGGUGGCUACGCACUCGAGAGUUGCGUGGACUCUGGUCUGCUCCGGCCACCGCCGCAGCCGCACUCGAGCCAACUGGGCACCGUGUACGCGACGAAGAGGCGGCGGAGGAAUGGAAAGAGG
This is a messenger RNA of Iphiclides podalirius (scarce swallowtail), 477 nucleotides long. The record is from the annotation of a GenBank genome assembly. NCBI's taxonomy places the organism in Eukaryota, Metazoa, Arthropoda, Insecta, Lepidoptera, Papilionidae.